This is a messenger RNA of Aspergillus luchuensis, 891 nucleotides long. Its product is annotated as ankyrin repeat domain-containing protein. Gene Ontology annotation, biological process: positive regulation of transcription by RNA polymerase II. Gene Ontology annotation, cellular component: nucleus. The transcript has a single exon. The coding region runs from base 1 to 891 and encodes 296 amino acids. Gene Ontology annotation, molecular function: protein binding; transcription cis-regulatory region binding. The record is from RefSeq and is a predicted model, not a curated record. NCBI's taxonomy places the organism in Eukaryota, Fungi, Ascomycota, Eurotiomycetes, Eurotiales, Aspergillaceae.
AUGGGCCAAGAGAACUGCGACCAUGAUUUUAUGCAGGAUCCUUCUACACCUGAUGUAUGCUCGCACUUAGCUGCCUGUGAAGACCAUCGGGUAGCCGCUACACAGCUCUCUCGAGACAAUGAUGUCGACAUUGAUGCCGGACCGGGAAAUACUCCUCUUAUGUGGGCAGCCUACAAGUGCCCUUGCGGUGCUGGUGCUGUUAGCAAGCUGCUUGCGUCCGGAGCAGAUGCUGCAUCCCAAGACACCGACAAGUUCCUCGCACUUCACAUAGCAGCAGGGAAAGGAUCUUUUCCAGUUGUGGAGCUGCUCCUGCAACUUCCUGGAAUCAAUGUAAAUGCGCAGGACAAACACGGGUCAACCGCUCUUCAUGAAGCAGCAUAUAAUGGACGUUUGCCAAUUGUCGAGCUGCUCCUGCAACAUCGUGGCACUGAUGUCAAUAGAAAGGACAAUUACGGGUGCACCGCGCUUCAUGAAGCGUCAGAUGAAGGACGUCUGCAAGUUGUGGAGCUACUCCUGCGACGAGGUAGGGUUGAUAUCAAUGCACAAGACAACGACGGUUGGUCCGCACUUCACAUAGCGGCAUGCAAAGGACAUUUGGCAAUGGUCAAGCUGCUCCUGCAACAUCGUGGAAUAAAUGUCAAUUUGAAGGACAAUCACGGUCGGUCUGCUCUCUGGUUUGCAAAAGAGAAAAGAGACAUGCCGAUAUACUACUCUCUCGCUGGCGACCCCCGGCUGAACGACAACGAAAUAAUCAACCCGUUUGGCUCCCCACCGCAUCAAUGUCACACCUGCUCCGAAAUGGAAGAGAAAACAACUGUCACGGCGAUGCCGGUACUGUCCUUAUUAGUUGCCUUAUUCGUUGCUGCCGUUUUGUGUCCCACGUGUGAUUAA